Molecule: messenger RNA, 999 nt
Organism: Daucus carota subsp. sativus
Lineage: Eukaryota; Viridiplantae; Streptophyta; Magnoliopsida; Apiales; Apiaceae
Product: serine/threonine-protein phosphatase 7 long form homolog
Exons: 3
Coding region: 1-999 (332 amino acids)
Biological process (GO): meristem maintenance; meristem development
Source: RefSeq, a predicted model, not a curated record
AUGAGUGGAGCAACUAAAAGUCUAAAAGCUAUUAUUAGAGACCAGGCACCUCGUGAUCCUAGCCUUCUUCACCUACAGGCCACUCAUAGGUCUCGUUCUGUCUGGAGAACUGGUGCUGCGCCCUUGCAGUAUUUCAGGCGUCGUGACGCCAACCAAUCUGAUUUGAACAUUGAUGUUCGAUUGAUCCCCAUUCUGCAGGCAGUCGAUUUUUAUGGGGUAGCUCGGGUAUCCACUCUUCAGCUUGAUUGGAGUUUGCUUGGUGCUCUGGUAGAGAGAUGGCGACCAGAGACACAUUCAUUCCACCUGCCGAUGGGAGAGUGUACUAUUACACUGCAGGAUGUUGGUGUCUUGCUCGGGUUACCCAUUGACGGAGAGCCCGUGAUGUGUCCUGUAGGCCCUCCACCUGGACAGAGAUGGGAGACCAUCAUUGGUGAGAUAUUUGGACAGAUUCCUCCACCCGAGGCUUUCAAUAACUCGAGGCUACGACUCACAUGGGUAGAGAAUCUCACUCCAGCGAGAUUACAUGAUGAUGCAGGCGUUGAGGAGAUCAGGCUUCACGCCAAGUGUUACUUGCUACAGUUGUUUGGGGGGUCACUGUUCACCGACCAUUAUGGUGGACUUAUACACUCCUCGUGGGUUCAUUUUGUUCGUGACCUGGAGGCGCUCGGAGGUUAUGCAUGGGGUCUAGCUGUUCUAGCUCGUCUAUACAGGGAGCUUUGCAAUGGUUGCAAAGCGAGUAUUAAGGAGGUAGCUGGAUGCCUUCUCUUACUGCAGCUAUGGGCAUGGGAGAGGUUGCCCACUCUUGCCCCUGUUCGGACCACUAUUCCAUUAGAGGAUGUUGCUUUUUGGGAGCAUCAGCUUCCAGGACCACAUGGAGCCAGGUGGCUUGUUGGACAUUCAUUCGUUGAGAGUGUUGGGCAUUGGAUGCGCUUGCUCCACAUGAGUUUAUUUGGGAGCCUUAUGCUGGGAUUCUUGAUACACUGCCAGACUAUUGUUUAG